Molecule: messenger RNA, 2493 nt
Organism: Poecilia reticulata (guppy)
Lineage: Eukaryota; Metazoa; Chordata; Actinopteri; Cyprinodontiformes; Poeciliidae
Gene: umad1
Product: UBAP1-MVB12-associated (UMA) domain containing 1
Source: RefSeq, a predicted model, not a curated record
CUAGAAACAAUAAACAGUUCCGCUGAAUGUCUCAAACAGAUUCAUUUGGAACAGAACUACAGGUGUUAUUAUUAGUUUCCUUCGACAAACGGAGCACCAUAGAACCAAAAUAACACAUCACGGAGUUUUAUUGCAGAAAGUGCUGACGGAAGGUAGUUCGAUCUGUAGAGUCGAUAGCUUCAAACAAAGAAGGAUAAUAUUAGAGCUUUUAAAGAAGUUAACGUCCAGAGGAGCCAUGAUGAAUUGACCGUCAGCGCUCUGUCGGCUUCAGGAGGCUCAACAGUAAGGGCGACAUUACGAAAACAUUAAAGCGACCGGGAGAAGUUAAGCCUUUUCAUUGGAAACCAUGCUUCAGUUUUUGGGACUACGGAAGGACGCCAAGAAGUCAACAUCUGACAAGGAAGCGGAUGGAGGCUUCGUCAUUGUUGUGUUUUUUCCUGCAGGAGAGACGACUGACGAACGAAGGCAGAGGGUUAAGACUGUAAACACUGGACAGCCCUCAACAAAUGUCAUAGUCCAGCCAUCAAAGUUACCCCAUCCAGCUCCAUCUCAAACAGCUGAUGCAAAUCCACCUCCAGUUUUACCUGAUGUGGGACCAUCAGGCGGCCUUCAGUCUGCGGAAGUCACUUCAGCGCUGCCGGAUCUACUCGGAGACGUCCCCUUCACGUUAGCUCCUCAUGUCCUGGCCAUGCAGGCCGGGUCCAGCGUGGUCCCAGAUGUCCUGCUGUCCAGAGACGUAAACUACAACCUGGCUAGUUUCCAGUAUGACUUCACCUUAGAAAAUUCUGUCCUCCACAACAGUUAGUCUGUUUGGGUUUUGACAUCAUUAGGAGCUCCAAGUCUAGAGAAGUGGGCCCAUUGGCUGAUUUUGACAGUUCACAAUUAAACUAAUCAAAAGAAAAAGGAAACUGAUUAAACAGUUGCAGAGAACCGUAUAGCUUUACCAUUCUCUAGUUGGCUCCUUUUUAUCUUCUUUUUUAAUCUGAAAUGGGAAAUAAUUGAUUCAGGUUUCACACCAUGUUACUGGACAGUUUCUUUCAACAGUUAAGUUACCUGUAGCUCAGUGAAGAAUAAUGUAUCAUUUGUGUCAGUACUGCUGUCUGUCAUUUGUUCCAGAAAAAGUCCCAUUUUGACCCCAGAUUUGACCCCAACUCAUGUUUAGCUGUAUGACAGUCUGAUUAUUGGUCCUGUUGUUACCAAUAUCCUUGUCAGGAUAAGUUACCGGAAAUGUUACAAGAAAUGAGUUCAAGGUUGUGUUUGUAUGUAGGUUAAUUUUUAAGAAUCGAGUGAAUCAUAUUGGUGUGAAAGCUUUACUAAUCUUCUGACACCAUCUACAUCUGUGACUUAGAAAUACUGUAAACAGACAAACGGCUCAGAACCAGCCUUUUGUCCACAUCUUUGAACUGUGAAGAUCAAAACUAUCAGAGCUUAGCUGCAGUUAGAUUUGCUUAAAAAUAAUCACUAUUAAUGAUGUUUCAAAAUGUAUUUGUAAAUAGAUUCAUUUACCUAGGUAACAGAGAUAAUAAACUGAAAAAAACAAACAAAAAAACAAAUGUAUAAAUGGUUAUAUAUUGAAAAAAUUGGUAAACAUUUUGUCAAACAAAUUGCUAGUAACAAAAACCUUACAUUUACAGUGACAAACAUAGUAAAAUGAAGGUUUGUUUCCCACUACUGUCUUCACCCCUUUUUUAUUGCUCUCAAUAAGCAUUUUUUCCUUCUGUUCCAUAAUUUUCCAUAAUUUGGAGCCAUUUGCUAGUUUGUCUGUGUAUUUUUCUAGUAUAUUUUUAUGGCCUGCCUAUUUUUAAUAGAGGGGAGUCAAAUACACAAGCUAUUAGUUCAAAUUUGAUUUAUUAGGCAUGUGUUAUCCCUGCAAAAUCUGCAUGUAGUGGAGGCCCACAGUGGAACAAUAUCACGAUUUGAUCCCGCCUCACAUCUCAGCACUUUUAACUUCAAGGUUCUUCUGCUUAAACUAUUUUUUUGAGAUCCUUUUAAUUGCUAGGCAAUUUCAUUUAAAGCAGAGAUGCACUAUACAACUUUUUUAGUCUUCCUCUUUGUAAUGUUAUUUGCAAAUGAAAAACAAUAGGGGAAGCAAAUGUGCAAUACAUAAAAAUGAGGCUUUAAUAACAGUUGUGGCUAAUUUACCAUGAGGAGUAAAAGGCAUGGCUAAUCACCUGCUUAAAUGUGUGGUUUUUCCAAUGCGCUGAGCACCAAGUGGAUCUGUUUGUGUCGUUUCUACCUGAGUAUUCACACUUGUUUGAAUCAAUCAUGAAUUUCAAGGUACACGCUAAGAUACCAACCUUGUGUUCCUCAGUUAGAAACACUGUAGAUGUAAUGAUGAUGUAAUUUUUUUUCUUUGCCUUUGUUGUGUUUAGCGCUGUUUUCUAGUUGAUGUUCUACAUUUAGCCAUUGUUACUAAGCUUUUUUAAAAAUUACUCCUCUACCACCUGUGCCUUUAUCAUACAGACUACCCAAUAAAGUCUUUUUCAUAUAUCA